CUAGACAACUACGUAUUACAUAGGGUCUCUCUGUUUCAUUACGCGUCCGCGAGCCUAGUACCGAAAGCUAAGGAAGCAGAAUACCACACAAGCAGCAACGUUUCAGUAGAGGUACUCCGCCUAGACCGGCAGCCGUUUGUCCCAGAUGAAAUCGAGAGUAGCAAGACUAGUGAUUAUAUUCCGGAAGAUAUCGACGGUGUAUUUCCAACCGCUUCAGUAUCAACUGGAGACCGAUGUUUUCCCGAUCGAUGGAUGCCCGACGAAAUAUCGCCCUCAUCAUCCUCCAUGAGAGAAGGUUCUUCAGUUGGAGAUGAAUUGUGGUGCAACAACCAUGCCAAGGCUGAGAGAAGCAAGUCAACUAAUAAUCUGCCGGGAGAUAGCGACUCUGCAACUUCAUCAACACACAUUUCAACUGGACAUCCGUGUCCCUCUGAUAGAUGGACACCGAAAAAGAUAUCGCUUUCAUCCUCUUCCAUGGAAGGAAAUUACUCAGACGAAGAUGAAUUGUGGUACAACAACCAUGCCAUGGCUGGAAUGGAGGACCUGACUGCAUUAGACGCAGCUGAGGUCCAGCUGCCAUACGGCGAGGUCCUUAACAGUUUGCAACUGGUGAAGUCCGGCAUAAAUUUCAGGGCCCUAGUUGAGGCCUGGGAGAAGAAUGGGCUCCUUGGUAAUUCUUGUUUUCGCCUGCUUUCGUUGGCCUCUUAA
Dibothriocephalus latus is the source of this 708-nucleotide messenger RNA. NCBI's taxonomy places the organism in Eukaryota, Metazoa, Platyhelminthes, Cestoda, Diphyllobothriidea, Diphyllobothriidae. The record is from the annotation of a GenBank genome assembly.